Messenger RNA from Andrographis paniculata, 2897 nucleotides. RefSeq names its product linoleate 13S-lipoxygenase 2-1, chloroplastic. The record is from RefSeq and is a predicted model, not a curated record. The transcript is spliced from 9 exons. Gene Ontology annotation, molecular function: metal ion binding; oxidoreductase activity, acting on single donors with incorporation of molecular oxygen, incorporation of two atoms of oxygen; protein binding. Lineage: Eukaryota; Viridiplantae; Streptophyta; Magnoliopsida; Lamiales; Acanthaceae. Bases 56 to 2800 code for a protein of 914 amino acids. Gene Ontology annotation, biological process: lipid oxidation.
AAAUCCCACAUCGAUAAAAUUAAACAUCUUCUUCUUCAUUGAGCCGCCGUAUAAAAUGCUGAAGCACAAUCUCAUUCAUUCCUCUUCCUCCGCUCACCAAACCCUAAUUCUCUCCCAAAAGCCCGCCCUCGCCGUCGGAGGCAAUGCCGCCGCUUGUUCUCCGUUUCCGAUUCCUCACCGGAGAAAUCCGCUCUCCUUAAGAAAGCCGAGGAACUUCCCCGUGCUUCGGCGGCGCCGCUCCUCCUCCUCCUCCACGGCGGUAAAAGCUAUCGUGAGCUCUGAGAAAACGACAGAGGUGAAAGCGCAGUUAAUCGUGCUUCCGACCGUCGGAGGCGCGCUGAGUCACCUCGGCUUGAGCAGAGGCCUCGACGACAUCACCGACCUGCUCGGGCGGACGCUCCACGUCCAGCUCGUCGCCGCCGAUCUGGAUCCGAAAACCGGAAAGGAAAAAGAAACGAUCAAAGGGUACGCCCGCAAAAAAGAUGAGGAUGAUGGCAAAGUAUACUACGAGGUCGAUUUCAAGGUGCCCUCACACUUUGGCGAGAUCGGGGCGAUCAUGGUGGAGAACGAACACCAUAGGGAGAUGUUCUUAAGGAACGUAUUUCUUGAAGGAUCGUACGUGGGAGGCAAAAUCGAUAUUAGCUGCGAGUCGUGGAUUCAUCCAAAAUCCGAAAAUCCUGAAGAUAGAGUCUUCUUUUGCAACAAGUCAUACGUUCCAUCCCAAACGCCGGAGGGACUCCGGCGGUUCAGAGAGAGGGAGCUCGAGAUUCUCCGAGGCGACGGCACCGGGGAGCGCCAGACGAGCGACCGGAUUUACGAUUACGAUGUAUACAACGAUCUCGGCAAUCCUGACGAUCCUGACAACGGUGAGAAAUUGGCGCGCCCCGUUCUCGGCGGUCCCGAGCGCCCCUACCCUCGCCGGUGCAGGACUGGCCGUCCGAUGACUAAGGCAGAUCCAUUGUCGGAAUCGCGAGCCAACGAUGUGUACGUUCCGAGAGAUGAGGCGUUCUCGGAGGUAAAGCAGGUUACCUUCUCGGCGAAGACGGUGUACUCUGUGCUCCAUGGAUUGUUCCCUUCGCUGAAGUCAUCGGUCGUGGAUACAGACCAAGGAUUUCCGCAUUUCACGGCUAUCGAUUCUCUGUUCAACGAAGGAGUUCUGCUUCCGGAUAUUCCGACGACUGGAUUUUUGGGGAAUAUCAUACCUAGAGUGGUGAGAGCAGUCUCCGACUUGCGGAAUAACGUCCUGCAGUUCGAAACUCCUGAACUGAUCGACAGAGAUAAGUUUUCGUGGCUUAGGGAUUCUGAAUUUGGAAGACAAACUCUAGCAGGUCUCAAUCCAUGCUGUAUUAAACUGGUUACGGAAUGGCCGUUGAAGAGCGCGCUUGACCCGGAGAUAUACGGGCCUCCGGAAUCAGCAAUCACGACGGAGAUUAUAUACGAAGAAAUCGGAGGCGUAAUGUCAGUCGAGGAGGCGGUGAAGCAGAAGAAGCUCUUCAUGCUGGAUUAUCACGACGCAUUUUUACCAUUCGUGAGCAAGGUUCGAGAGCAAGAAGGGACAACAUUUUAUGGAUCCCGAACGCUGUUUUUCUUGACUCCCAAAGGCACAUUAAGGCCUCUCGCCAUCGAGCUUGUUCGACCACCGAUGGACGGGAAGCCCCAGUGGAAGCAAGUAUACGCCGAAAGCUGGGAUGCCACCGGAGUUUGGCUAUGGAGGCUCGCGAAAGCCCACGUCCUCGCGCACGACACCGGUUAUCAUCAAUUAGUCAGCCACUGGCUGCGGACGCAUUGUUGCACGGAGCCUUACAUCAUCGCGACGAAUCGGCAGCUGAGCGCAAUGCACCCGAUUUACCGAAUCUUGCAUCCUCACUUCCGGUACACGAUGGAAAUCAACGGAUUAGCUCGAAGCGCCCUUAUCAACGGAGGCGGGAUCAUCGAGACUACGUUCUCCCCGCUCAAGUACGCGAUCGAGCUGAGUUCUGUCGUUUACGACAAACUCUGGCGAUUCGACGAGCAGGCGCUCCCGGCAGAUUUGAUCAGCAGGGGACUGGCUGUCGAGGAUCCGAACGAGCCGCAUGGCCUGAAGAUGACGAUCCCCGACUACCCUUACGCCAAUGACGGGUUACUCAUCUGGGACGCGAUCAAACAAUGGGUCUCGGACUACGUCGAGUACUACUAUGAGGAUGACAGCAUCGUGAAAUCGGAUACCGAGCUCCAAGCGUGGUGGGACGAAAUCCGAACUGUCGGCCACGCCGAUAAGAAGGACGAGAAAUGGUGGCCGGAGCUGAACUCGCCGGAAGACUUGAUCGGAAUCUUGACGAUUAUCAUAUGGAUAACUUCUGGCCACCACGCUGCAGUGAAUUUCGGCCAGUUCGACUUCGCCGGAUACUUCCCGAACCGGCCUACCAUCGCUCGGAAGCCGAUGCCAACCGAGGACCCCAAGGAGCAAGAGCGCGAAAGUUUCAUGGAACGGCCAGAGGAAUUCCUGCUCGAGUGUUUCCCGUCGCAGCUUCAGGCGACGCUGGUUAUGGCCGUUUUAGAUAUUCUGUCGACGCACUCACCCGACGAGGAGUAUAUCGGAGAGCAGAUCGAGCCGUACUUUGCGCACGAUAAGAUCAUCAACGCUGCGUUUGAGAGAUUCAGCGGCAGGCUGAAGGAGAUCGAAGGAAUCAUCGAUGCUCGGAACGCAGACCCGAGUCUAUUGAACAGGACGGGGGCGGGAGUCGUCCCGUACCAGCUUCUGAAACCAUUUUCUGAGCCCGGCGUGACGGGGAAAGGCAUCCCUAACAGCAUUUCGAUUUAGCGAUCGGUGUCUCGAGCCUUUGUAUCCGACGAAUGCCUUCAAACAUCAUGAUUUUUGCGAAAGAAUAAAUGGCCUGUCGCGGCUUUUUUUCUGAUCA